This is a messenger RNA of Salarias fasciatus (jewelled blenny), 2227 nucleotides long. RefSeq names its product lines homolog 1 (gene lins1). NCBI's taxonomy places the organism in Eukaryota, Metazoa, Chordata, Actinopteri, Blenniiformes, Blenniidae. The transcript is spliced from 6 exons. The coding region runs from base 24 to 1952 and encodes 642 amino acids. The record is from RefSeq and is a predicted model, not a curated record.
GAAGCAGCCUCCCGAGCUCCUCCAUGGAGGAGCUGCUGGGCCACCUGACAGAUGUUUACAGGUGUUUGGCGUCGGGCUCGUGCCCGCAGCGGAGUGCCGUGGAAGUGGCGCGCGCUGUGUUCUCCGGCCUGUGCGUCCACGUGCGCGGCGGGGACGCGAGCAGCCUGAGCCUCAGCCUGGUGCACAGGCUGGUCUCCGGGGCGCGGGGGUCCCGGUUCUGCAGGGAGGUGCUGGUGGAGCUGCGGGGUCUGGACCUUCUGCCUCAGCUGGUCCUCCACUUCCAGUCUGAGGACCAGGUUGUGUCUCAUCUGGCUGCCAGGAGUGUGUCAGCAUGUGUUUGCUACCAUCUGCAGGAAUCGGGAGCCGUCAGUCCCGCCUGGCAGAGGAAGUGUGUGGAGGCUUUUCAGAGCGCUCCACCCUCCGCUGAAUUAGACGCCUGCCUGUGGUCGCUGACCGAUGUCCUGAAGAGACUCAUUAAAGGAGCUCGACAUGACAUCCUUGGAGAAAUCCUGUCGGGUUUUGACUGCAGCCUUCUGUCUUUAUGCUCCAAGUUCCUCCCCGAAGGAGGAAGCCCUGCGACGCAGAGCGAGGUGGUUUUUACCCACAGCAGCCAGCAGGUGUCCUCGUUCUGCCUCCUGCUGGACCUGCUGGAGGUGCUCUCUGCGUCCGGCGUGUGUGCGCAGAGCCAGAGGUUGAUCCACGCCCGCUGCCCGGCCCUCCUGGCAGCCGUCGGCCACGGCUCGGAGUACUUUGUGAGGCGGAAAGCGGCGCUGCUGCUGAAGAGAGCGGCGCUGCAGAGGCUGGGAGAGGACCUGGCUCUGGGAGGAGCGGCGCCGUCCGGACUGAAGCAGGCGGGCUCCGGCUGCCAGAGACUCUCUCUGGCUCGCAGCGUGUUGACGGCAGUGGAUCAGGACUGGUUACACGGCGUCCAAGUGAGGCCCGCCGCUUUCUUUGGAGGCACCAAACAAAUCCGUGACGGCGAAACGCAGGAAGCAGACUGUGUGAUGCUGAGAGCAAUCAGUCUGAUCGUUCUCAAGUCCAUCGAGAUCCAGAUCCAAACAUCUGGAGGAGCAGCCGUGCACGGCGCCCCAGAGCCCUGUGUGUAUGUGGAGCGCCUGUGGGGCUUCCUGAGGCGCUGCAGCGUCCAGCUGGCCGGGCUCCGUCACCUCUGCUGCUGGAUCAGUCUGCUGUUCGGGGAGCAGGACGACGACAUGAUGGAGGCGGCCAGAGCGCUGCUGGCCCUGUUCCUCCACCACAGGGACCAGACGAUGAGCUCUGGAUCUGGCGGUCCGGCCGUGCUGGCCGCCGCCUGCUCGUCCGGGUUCAACCCCCACUGCCACUUCGUCCUGCUGCUGCACAGCGUCUCCUUCGACCACAGCAUCCUGCUGGACUUCCUCAUCUCCUCCGAGACCUGCUUCCUGGAGUACCUGGUGCGCUACCUGAAGUGCCUGAGAGACGACUGGCCGGGGUUUAUCUGGGCGUGCGGCGGCGGCGCCGCUGCCCCGGACUGUGGGCCGUCCCUGCAGGAGUCCCGCUCGGCUCCGCCCACCCCCCCAGCCGGAGCCGGCUCCUGUGUGACCCCCCCACAGAGGAGGCUGGUGGACUACGACUCCUCUGACGGGUCGGACCCAGAAGACAUGGAGGUGUGUGAUUCUCGGCCGGGACCGCCGGGAGGUCUGGGUAACGCGGACGCCGCCAGGCUCCCAGCUUCCCCCAGACACAGGCGCCGUCUCUCACUGACCGACUCACCGGGCGCCGCCGCGGCCCCCCGGCCAGGGGUCGUGACCUCGGCCAGAGCGGUGCAGUGUCUGUGCGAGCUGAGGGAGGUGGUGAGCAGGCUGCACGCCAGGAAGCUCUUCCCGUACAACCCGGCUUCGCUCCUGAAGCUCCUCACUCAGGUAGAAGACGCCUCCCAGCAGAGCGACGCCAAGACCGACAAGCUGGACUUCUGAGUCAGAACACGUCAUAGAUGCGGAGUUUACAGACAAGAACAAUGUUCAUUCAUUGAAAAUUGACUGAGAUUUCAUUCCAUCAUCAUGUGUUUGGCACUUUACCAACUUUUCUUAUUGCAACAAAAAAAGUGUUUUUGCUUUAAAUUUGAAGCUCAUUUACACGACAGUGUUUUCAAGUGAAAAUGGAAAACUUUGCUUGUGUUUUGUGUGUUUUCAUGCAGAGUCUGAGCAGAAGUAAAUCCAGUAAUCUACCCAGUAAAACCUAAUCUCACGUA